ACUGAGAUUAAGCGUUACUUUCCCACUACUGCGUUCAUAACAACACCAACACUCCUCAUCUUAAACAAUGACCGGCGUACCUUUCGACGUUCUUGCCCCUUUUGACCACGAGCAUUUUGAUGCCGUUAACGGUACUGACGAGAUCUAUACUUUUGUUACUGUCACCGCCAAAUCAGGAUUUCAUGUAAGUAAAGUUACUCACGGCGUUCAUGUCCUCUGGGAGGAAGGUGGUGAGCCACUAAAGUCCUUGACUCUCCACAAACUUGGCGAUCUCCCUGUGGCUCUUCUUUUGGAUCUCUCCGGCAUAGUCCUCUACUUUCUCUUCGUGGACCUCGCCUGGAAGAAGGUCAGCAGGGAGGAGUACGAGAACAAAAUCCACAUUCACUAGAACUAAGGCUCCUUCACUGCAACCAUUGGAUGCUCAAUCAUGACGAUUAGUGAAAUGGUCGAUGCUAUCACGUGAAUAUGAAACGGGGAAUGAGUGUCUCAUUCCCUUCAAUCAUUUUAAAUAUUCCAUCUCUCGUUUGCUCUGUCAUUGAAACAUUCUCGCUCACUAGAAACUGCCAUUCGGCAUACCAGUGUGGAGAUACUUCCAUAUGUCAUGAGUUUAAUUUAUGUGCCUC
Molecule: messenger RNA, 623 nt
Organism: Theileria equi strain WA
Lineage: Eukaryota; Apicomplexa; Aconoidasida; Piroplasmida; Theileriidae
Exons: 1
Coding region: 68-388 (106 amino acids)
Source: RefSeq, a predicted model, not a curated record